Molecule: messenger RNA, 581 nt
Organism: Zea mays
Lineage: Eukaryota; Viridiplantae; Streptophyta; Magnoliopsida; Poales; Poaceae
Source: RefSeq, marked predicted
AAGUCUAGUCUUGCUUCGCCGAAUUCCAAACCCUAGCCUCGCCUGUUGCGGCCGCGGCGGAGAUGGCGAAGUCUCUGCGAUCCAAGCGCGAGAAGCGGCUGCGGACAUUGCGCCGGGAGAUAGCGGAGCCCUUCUACGACAAGAAGGAGGCCGCCAAGCUCACCGCGCAGGCCGCCGCGCUUGCUGCUCCCCCGCUCCAGGUCCGCGGGCCCCCGCCGUCCCAGGAUGCCGGCAGCUCCCGCGGCGCUAGCUCAGCCUCGGCUAUGGAUGUGGAGAUGUCCGAUGAAGGAAACAACAGGUCUAAAACCUUCUUGAAGCCACUUGGCAUCAUUAGCAAGAAGAAGGUACAGCUUCAUUUGAAGAUCAAGAAAGACAAGAGAAAAGCUAGGAAGAAGGGGAAGUUUUCUUUUAAAAAGUAGACGCGUAAAGCUUGUAGUCUUAUAAAUCAUGUAGUUCUGUUUCCAGUUUGAACAACAAAUCUAAAGGCAGUCAUGCGCACCUAAGUCCAUUCAUGGCUAGCUUACUAUGUCGAAAUGAGUAUGGAAAAGAUGGCGCUGACCUAUCAGUUGUGUUCAUCUUCA